AUGGAUACAUUGCACGUUGGACAUGGACACAGUAAGGGAUCCAGUAGGAGCCAGUCCCCGUCCACAGUGGAUCUGGCCAGAGAUCCCGCCUUGACUGACGAUGCGUUGAUACGAUCGAGGGUCCAGUCGCCGUCCACGGUGCAUCAUGUCAGUGAUUCAUCGUCCCGUCACGGAGAGCCUCGUUCUCAUCACGUAAAGUCGCAUUCCAGGGAUCUUGGUACCAGCCCCCUUUCUGCUAACACAACCGGAAAUACGUCACGAGAAUUAGAAGAUUCGCCGCAAAAGAAGAAUAUAUCGAAUAUAAUCCCUGGAGACUAUGUCACCGCCGUCUACAGCCCUAAUGUGUCAUAUGCCCUCUCCGCUGAUGAAUAUGGCUCACCGGCUUACAGAGGUCAAGAUGGGGAUUAUUUAACGCAAGGAUCGGAAGAUAGUGAAGGCAAUGUGGCGUCUGCUAAGGCACAGGCUGCCAUUGCGCAUCUCAAUAGUAAGAUCGAGAGAACGAAGGAUCUUAUACGGCUCGAACAGACUAUAAGAGAUGAUAACGUAAACGAGUACCUGAAGUUAGCAGCGAAUGCAGAUAAGCAACAGUUGCAGCGGAUCAAGGCUGUGUUUGAGAAGAAAAACCAGAAGAGCGCCCUCUGUAUUGUACAAUUGCAAAAGAAACUCGAGGGAUAUAACAAACGGAUUAAAAACUGGGAGCAACAUGGUACAAGCGGACAAUCACACAGACAACCACGGGAAGUGUUACGGGAUAUGGGGCAAGGGCUUAAAAAUGUGGGCGGUAAUAUACGCGACGGAAUCACUGGUUUGGGCGGAAGCGUAAUGGCGGCGCCAAGGGAAUUCGCCCACCUCUUCUCACGCUCCAAUCGCUUCGGAUCUGCUGAUAACAUCGCGCAUCUGGCCGGUCUGUAG
Molecule: messenger RNA, 912 nt
Organism: Pieris macdunnoughi
Lineage: Eukaryota; Metazoa; Arthropoda; Insecta; Lepidoptera; Pieridae
Source: the annotation of a GenBank genome assembly